Molecule: messenger RNA, 650 nt
Organism: Rotaria sp. Silwood2
Lineage: Eukaryota; Metazoa; Rotifera; Eurotatoria; Philodinida; Philodinidae
Source: the annotation of a GenBank genome assembly
CGGGUGGAGUACAGCUGGAGUACAGCUGGAGUACAGCUGGAGUACAGCUGGAGUACAGUUGGAGUACGCACUCUAGGAGUCUCGCUUUUUCCCCCUUGCUAUGACCUAAUUUGGUCGAAAUGAAAUUGGUAUCGAAUUGUAUAUCCAUAUCAAUAUGUUUACUAUUAGUACGGUGUUGGCGUAAAUAUUCACUGCAGUCACAUGUAUACUCACAGUCACAUCCUGAAUCAAAUUUUGGAUUUGAAUUAUUGUGUUGACUUAAAUUUGAAAUUAACUUGUCAUGUACAAAUAAAUCCGAAUGCUAAAUUAUUGAUUAUCGUAGCUUCAACCUAAUCUGGAAUUGGAAUUUUAUUUUUAACUCCUAUCAAUGAAUAACUAUGAAGAAUUUGCUUGGGUGUGAGCGUUGGUGUGGGUCUAAUUUUCGUGGAUCAACACUAAUUGCGUUAUCAUUGAAAUAUCUUUUUAUGUGAAGUUUUUCACCAAAGCUGAAUAUAUUAAAUCUUCUAUUUGAAAACACACUAUAUCUUGAACAUUUUUCUAUAUCUGAUCAACAUUUUGCUUCCAAUAAUCAAAAUCUACCAUCAAUUAUUUCAUUAAUAGCUCGAUUCAAUAUUGAAUUUGAUGAUAUACGAGCAAACAUUGUAUUAUAA